Messenger RNA from Ascoidea rubescens DSM 1968, 2726 nucleotides. RefSeq names its product RING-H2 finger protein. Bases 212 to 2368 code for a protein of 718 amino acids. The transcript has a single exon. The record is from RefSeq and is a predicted model, not a curated record. Lineage: Eukaryota; Fungi; Ascomycota; Saccharomycetes; Ascoideales; Ascoideaceae.
ACAACCUCAGGCAGUCUCUUUUAGACACAUCUUUUUUUGCUUCUAUUGGUUUUUCAUCUUCAGCAGAAACAAUGUCUUAUUGCUGAGUCUCUCUAUAUUUAUACCCAUAGGCCUCAUUUUCUGAUCUCUUACUCCCUACACUUUCUGUUCACUCACCACCCUCCCUUUCCCACCAUUUCUUGCUCCAUAGAAUAACCAAUCUUGCGGCAUAAUGGCUACUCCAUCUCAGAAUCUCAACCAGGAUGAUAGCUUCAAUACAAUUGAAACGAUGAUCGAUUUUCUAUUAUCAACAGAAACCCCCCUUCUGGUUUCAACUGAUGGUGCCACCAUCACUCUCGCACCCUCUUCUACAGAUGCUGCUGCCGAUUCUACUCCAACUUCUUCCACCCUCUCUUCCUCAACUGCUUCCACCUCUCCUCAAACCGUCACUUGGACUACAAACAAACCUUCUACAGUAUUGUUCUUCAUCGCCAUAGCUAUUGGUGUAAUAAUUGCUUUAUUGUUUAUUUUCUUCACCACAAGGUACUUGUUGAGAACUAGAGUGGCCAUCUAUUUGGCAAAUUCAAACAAUCCCGAUAUUCAGGAAAUUUCCCCGAUUUUGUUGUCUGAUUAUGGCUCUUUAGCCAACGUUUCUAGAAGAUCCAGGUCCAGACGAAGAAGAAGACGAGGAAGAAGGGGAAGAAGAAGAAACAGAAAUAAUAACAAUACCGAUAGCGAGGACGAUAACGAGGAUAAUAACAAUCAUCCAAAUAAUGGAAACGCCAACGACAAUAACAACAAUGAUAAUCUAUCUGAAGUUCCACCCCCAAGAAUAAUGGGCUUUUUCCACCAUAAUCGUGGUCGAAAUUAUAACUUUAUGGCCUACCAGUUGAAUAUUUUAAAUGAAAAUUCUCAUAAUAAUAUCAACAUUAAUAACAACUAUCUUUCAACAAACACCAAUAGAAGAAGAACUUAUCGCUACCUAAAGAGAAGAAAAUUAUCUAAAGAUGAGGUGGAAUAUUUAUUCCCCAAGAGAUCCUAUAUAGACUGGCUAAAUGGUGGAGCUGAAAAGGACGCUUUAGAAAGAAACAUUCAUGAUGAAAUUAAAUACAAUGACAUUGAAGAAAAACUUGAAAAUAGUGAUGAAAACAAUGAUGAACACAAUGAUGAAAAUACUAAUACUACUACUACUAAUAAUAAUACUAAUACUAAUAAUACUAAUAUUAAUACUACCAAUAAUAAUGAAAAAAUUAAACCGACUGGAAACUCAUUAGAUCUAGAUGAAUCAAGAACUAUCACUGACUCUCGCUCCCCAGUAAUCAAUGACUUAGAUUCAAUAAAUGAUAUAACAAAUCAAUCCAACUCAAUCCAUAGAACCUUAUCUUCAAAUACAAUCCACAACACCACUCUCACUUCAAAUACCAUCAACAAUAAUUUCAUUUCAAACCCCAACCCCCAAUCUCACUCCCACUCUCGUUCAAACUCAAAUUCAAAUACACAACCAGGCUCCCAUCCUAAUAACGAUAAUUCAUCAAUCAUUAAUGAAAAAAUAGAAUCUGAUAUCACUGAUAUUAACCCUUACUUGAACCAAAAUACUCCUCAUUAUACCUCGGGUCUUUGUGCUAUUUGCAUUGAACAAUUUGAUGAUAAUGACACUGUUCGUGGCUUGAUUUGUGGCCAUGUCUUCCACUCAGAGUGUAUAGAUCCCUGGUUAAUAACAAGAAAGGCUUCAUGUCCAACUUGUAAAAGAGACUAUUUCAUCAAAAACUCGAAUUUGAACUCCAAUUCUCACCAUUCAAAUAGAAGAAAUAGAAGAAACAGAAGAAACAAUAACAAUAACAAUAACAAUAGCAAUAGCAAUAAUAACAACAACAACAACAAUACCGAAAAUAACCAAAGCCAUGAAAACACAAACAAUAAUAAUACUUCAUCGCCUGCUGUGCCUCAUCUCGAAUUAUUAGCCCAAGAAGAAAUCGACGCUUUACGUCGUGAAGAAGAAGAAUAUAUCCAAAACUUAAGGAACCAGCAUCUUAAUGAUAACAACAUCUACAACGAAUAUUUCAAUAGAUUUAGACCCUUAGAUCACAGAUCUAACGAGAUCUUAAUGGCGAAUCCUGAGUUUGAGCAAAUUGCUAUUGAUAGAGUUAAUUCAACUUUUUACACUUGGAAAUAUUGGAUUUUAUGGCAAAUACUUGGUGUCAAAAAGAGAGAUUUGAUUAACUGUGCUAUUAUUUGCCAACAUGAUCGUUUAAAUGCAGAAAACAACCUUAAUAACAAUAAUACGAAUAAUGAUAAUUCAAGUUCCAAUAAUAAUGGAAAUGCCAACUCGUCUAACUCUCAAUCUCAUCCAAAUACAAAUCCACCUACUUCUGUAGAAAAUAUGGUAUAGCAUAUAUUUCCCAUUUACUAUAGCUCUUAUUUUGUUUAUUUUUUUGUUCGUUUUUACUAUAUUUAUUUAAUUCCUUUUUAUUUGUCAUAAUUCUCAUAAAUUUCUCUCCUUUCUAUCUUUCCUGGUUUCACUGGCUUUUAAUUUAUUUAUUUUUUUUUUCUUAAUUUUCAGAACUUAAUAUUGAUUAUCCUUACUAUUCCUCUAUUGUUAUGCUGUUUUCUUAGUUUUGAUGAUUUUAUUGGGCUGAUAACGUCUAUUAACCUAAUUUUUAUUAUAUGUUUUUUUAAUGCAGUUGAUUUUAAUAUUUUCGUAUUUAUAUCAACAGAUUAUUUUUAAAUCCUUAUCACUCAUUAAUUUG